GGCGUUUGGUGCUCAUAUGGUUUGCGCCGCAGUGAUUUAACACGCGCUUAUAAACCCGCCUGCGUAUAUAUACUGCUGAUGAAGUAUGGUUUUUGCGUCUCACAGCGAUGCAGCAUCUUGCUACGAUGAUACCGACAUUUGUGUAUAUUUCUAUCGCUCUGGUUACUCUUUGGGCAGUCGCCUUUCGGAAACGACAGCGCUAUCGGUAUCCUCCUGGCCCUAAAGGGCUUCCAAUUAUCGGCAAUAUCCUUGAUAUACCAAUCAAGUUUGGCUGGUUUACAUACAGAGAUUGGGCGCGUCAGUAUGACUCCGACAUCAUUCAUCUCGAGGGCCUCGGCCUGCACAUUGUGGUGCUCAACAGUGCCAAAGCCGCUAAAGAUCUGUUUGACAAGCGGCAUAAUGUAUACUCGGACAAAGAGCUAUCUUCUAUGAUGCUUGAAGUCACUGGGCCCACUCGCAACUGGAUAAUGAUGCCCUACGGUGAUUAUUGGAGGGAGCAUCGCCGACUGUUCCACCAGCAUUUCCGCCCUCUCGCACUCCCACAGCAUCAUCCUAAACAAUCGAAGGCCGUUCACAGACUAUUACAGCUACUACUAGAUUCCCAAGAGGACUUCGUACCGCAUGUUCGCUAUAUGGCAGGAUCAUUGAUUCUUGAGGUCAUUUACGCCUUUGACGUCCAGCCCGAUGACCCCCGUCUUGCACUCGUGGAGAAAGCUAUGAACGCAGGCGACGAGAUCGUCAGCGAAGGAGUUUUCCUUGUUGAUAUCUUUCCGAUCUUGAGGCGUGUGCCGGUAUGGUUUCCUGGCGCGCGUUUCAAGCGUAAAGCAGCCGAAUGGAAGGCUCUGGUCGAUACCAUGUACGAGGUACCUUACAGUUUAUUCAAGACUGCGAUGAAAGAAGGCAGCGCUCAGCCGUGCUUCGCUCUAUCUCUACUGUCCAAUGCCGACGCGUCAGAUAUGUCAAGACUUGACGAAAUAUUUCUUUCACUCACAGGGACAGCAUACUCAGCUGGCGAGGACACGACAACCAUUACAAUUACCACGUUCAUCCUCGCCAUGAUCUUGAAUCCUGAGAUACAAGCAUUCGUGCAAGAGGAGCUUGACAAGGUUAUCGGCAACGAUCGAUUACCGGUGAUUAACGACCAGCCGUCUCUUCCUCGUGUCACAGCUGUGAUGCAUGAGGUCUUACGACAAUACCCCGUUCUGCCCCUAGCGACUCCCCACCGUGCGAUGGCCGAUGAUGAGUACAAUGGUUACCAUAUUCCUGCAGGUUCGAUGGUCAUUGGUAACACGUGGGCGAUUCUCCACGACGAGGAGACGUACCCCGACCCGCUGACAUUCAACCCGAAAAGAUUCCUGUCUGAGGACGGAACAACGCUCCGAGACGAUGUCCCUCUCCCCACUGAGGCGUUCGGCUAUGGACGCAGGAUUUGCGCUGGCCGUCACUUCGCCAUGGACAUGCUCUUCCUAGUUAUAUCGAACCUUCUCGCCGUCUUCAACAUCGAGAAAGCCAUAGACGAGAAUGGCAAGCCUAUCGAGAUCAAGGUGGAAUUUACUCCGCACGUCUUCAGCCAACCGAAGCCUUUCAAGGCUCGUUUCAAGCCGCGUCAUGCAGGAGCGGAGAAUCUGAUACGGUCUGCAGCUCAAGUGGACGCGUAGGCUAUCUGUCCUUGCCAGGGGAUAGGCAUGUCGAGGUUAUUGGGCGUUUUCAUUAGUUGUUUGCUUUUGGCAUAGAUUAGUCGGCCGCCGCGGCGAUUCAUCGGCGAGAGUUCAACCUUUCGCGCGCUCAAAGACUUUCCCCAACUCUUAGCGUGAACAUCCGCAUGUCCUACACGCAAGUAAUAUACUGGCUGUAUUAUAGAACGAACUGAGUGUCUAUCUUGUAGGUAGAUGCAUUCUGGAGAAUCUCCCGGACUCUGG
Molecule: messenger RNA, 1919 nt
Organism: Phanerochaete carnosa HHB-10118-sp
Lineage: Eukaryota; Fungi; Basidiomycota; Agaricomycetes; Polyporales; Phanerochaetaceae
Exons: 14
Coding region: 108-1658 (516 amino acids)
Molecular function (GO): monooxygenase activity; heme binding; iron ion binding
Source: RefSeq, a predicted model, not a curated record